Messenger RNA from Onychomys torridus (southern grasshopper mouse), 2027 nucleotides. It is a transcript of the gene Pou6f2, whose product is annotated as POU class 6 homeobox 2. Gene Ontology annotation, biological process: regulation of transcription by RNA polymerase II. Bases 1 to 1632 code for a protein of 543 amino acids. The transcript is spliced from 7 exons. Lineage: Eukaryota; Metazoa; Chordata; Mammalia; Rodentia; Cricetidae. Gene Ontology annotation, molecular function: DNA-binding transcription factor activity, RNA polymerase II-specific; RNA polymerase II cis-regulatory region sequence-specific DNA binding. The record is from RefSeq and is a predicted model, not a curated record.
AUGGCGCAGCCCUCACCCCUCAGACCACGGAACUCUUCUGACCUGGCUCUGUCAGCUACCUCAUCCCUGAACUCCCAACUGCAACAGCUCCAGCAGCUCCAGCUCCAGCAGCAGCAGCAGCAGCAACAACAACUGCCUCCUCCACCAACCAGCCAGCACCCACAGCCAGCCUCCCAGACAACCUCGCAGUCUCAGCAGCAGCAGCAGCAGCAAUCCCAGCCCACCCCGCCCCACCAGCCACCACCUGCCUCACAGCAGCCACCGGCUCCCCCAGCUCAGCUGCAGCAGGCUACUCAGUCUCAACAGCAUCAACCCCACUCCCACCCCCAAAGCCAGAAUCAGUCAUCUCCAAGCCAACAGAGCUCAAGUCCCCCUCAGAAACCCAGCCCAUCUCCAGGACAUAGCCUUCCAUCACCGCUCACACCGCCCAACCCUCUACAGCUGGUUAAUAAUCCUCUAGCAAGUCAGGCCGCCGCUGCUGCAGCAGCCAUGGGCUCCAUAGCAAGUUCACAGGCCUUUGGCAAUGCCCUCUCCAGCCUUCAGGGGGUCACAGGUCAACUAGUUACUAAUGCACAAGGACAGAUUAUUGGAACCAUUCCACUGAUGCCUAACCCAGGGCCUUCGAGUCAAGCAGCAAGUGGCUCUCAGGGCCUUCAAGUACAGCCUAUCACGCCCCAGCUCCUAACCAAUGCCCAGGGCCAGAUCAUUGCCACGGUCAUCGGAAACCAAAUCUUGCCUGUGAUCAACACCCAGGGUAUCACCCUGUCUCCCAUCAAACCUGGCCAGCAGCUUCACCAAUCUUCUCAGACAUCAAUGGGUCAAGCAGGCACCCAAGGCAACCUUCUGCACCUGGCUCAUGGCCAAGCAUCCACAUCUCAAAGUCCCGUGCGACAGGCUUCUUCUUCCUCCUCCUCAUCCUCCUCUUCUUCAGCUUUGAGCGUGGGCCAGUUAGUCAGCAAUCCUCAAACGGCAGCGGGUGAGGUGGACGGGGUUAAUCUGGAGGAGAUUCGAGAAUUUGCCAAAGCUUUUAAAAUCCGGCGCCUGUCCCUUGGCCUGACGCAGACUCAGGUGGGACAAGCCCUCAGUGCCACAGAGGGCCCUGCAUACAGCCAGUCAGCCAUCUGCAGACACACCAUCCUGAGAAGCCACUUUUUCCUACCACAGGAAGCCCAAGAGAACACUAUAGCUAGCGGUCUGACAGCCAAACUGAACCCUGGCCUUUUGUAUCCUGCCAGGUUUGAAAAGCUGGACAUCACCCCUAAAAGUGCCCAGAAGAUCAAGCCGGUGCUUGAGCGGUGGAUGGCUGAGGCUGAGGCCCGCCAUCGAGCAGGUAUGCAGAACCUCACGGAGUUUAUUGGGAGUGAGCCAUCCAAAAAGCGCAAGCGGCGCACCUCCUUCACACCCCAGGCCCUUGAGAUCCUCAACGCCCACUUUGAGAAGAACACACACCCCUCAGGGCAGGAAAUGACCGAGAUUGCUGAGAAGCUUAACUAUGACCGGGAAGUAGUCAGAGUUUGGUUCUGCAACAAGAGACAAGCCCUCAAGAACACAAUUAAGCGCUUAAAACAACACGAGCCUGCUUCAGCAGUACCCCUGGAGCCCUUAGCAGACUCUCCCGAGGAAAACUGCUAGACAUACCCACCCGUGGUCAGAAGGAAGCGCCACAGAAACUAAACACUACCCCGCUCCACAAAAAAAGGAAAGAAGGAAGAAAGAGAGAAGGAAGGCUUUAAAGACACCCUCAAUCAUCAUCACCCUUGUAUGUAAAAGACUAAAAGAGAAAAAAGGAAAAAGAAAAGGGGAAAAAAAAGAAACUACCAAAUGGGCAGAAUGGUUUAUACAUGUCCGUUGGUUUUCCAAAAGGAAAAAAAAAAGGAAAUUUUAAAUUUUUAAACAAGAAAUACACCACACAGAAGGAAUAUGUGGUAGGAUUGUUCCCUUCUCAACCUGUCCCCAUAAAGCCAGUUUUUUAAAGCAAACCAAAUAUCCACUUACUUUUUUCUGUAUAUGAUGAAAAUGUGAAUACC